CGUCCGCAGGCCUGUUGGAGGAGGGGAGGAGGAGGAGGAGGAGGUGAGGGUCUAAGUUUAGGAAGCAGAGUCAGAGGGGCCUCGGUCAGCUUCAGAGGAGCAGCUUUAUUGAGCCCGAGUGGUGAUAAGGAGGGAUCCUGGUUGCCAUGGAGUCAGCCAAUGAAAACAAGGAGCGCAGCGAUCAGACGCCACCUGAUGGAGGUGAAGAGCAGGAGGAGGAGGAGAAGGUCAGAGGAGUUCAGGCUCAUUACCUGCGUUGCCCGUCUCCCAGCUUCUCCAUGGCCUCAGACUCAAGGUUUUCCAUGAUCUCUGGCUCUGACGCUGCCAGCAUCUUCAUGGAGCCGAUCCAUCUCUCUUCGGCCAUCGCUGCCAAGAAAAUCAUCAACGAAGAGCUGCCACCUCGAGCCAUCCGGACCGAGUCCAUCCCAGAGUCUAUGCUGGAGUCCGCCGAGCAGCUGAUGGUGGAGGACCUCUACAACCGAGUACGGGACAUCAUUGAUGACCGCAGCCCCUACAACACCCCCUGUGUGCUGGACAUCCAGAGGGCCAUGAUCCAGGACCGCCUGGAAGCUCCCAUCAACCCCGUGGACGAGGUGUGGCCCAACAUCUACAUCGCUGAGAAAUCCAUUGCAGUCAACAAGGCCCGUCUGAAAAGAAUGGGCAUCACACACGUCCUGAACACCGCUCACGGCACGGGGGUCUACACCAACGAGUCCUUCUACGUCGGCAUGAACAUCCAGUACAAGGGAAUCGAGGUGGACGACUUCCCUGAUGCGGAUAUCGCGAUUCACUUUCGACCCACUGCUGAAUUCCUGGACGAGGUUCUGCUCACUCACAAAGGAAAAGUUCUGGUUGUUUCCAUGAUGGGCAUCAGUCGGUCUGCCAUUCUUGUGGCGUCCUACCUGAUGAUCUUCCAGAAUAUGACAAUCAUGGAAGCUCUGACUGCCAUACGGAAAAAACGUGCCAUCAACCCCAACGAAGGCUUCCUGAAGCAGCUGAGGGAGUUUAACGAGAACCUGAUGGAGGAACGUGACGACGAUGAUGAAACGCUCAGCCAGUGCUCUGUGAUUGACACUCGUACCCGUGCCCGGAUCUUUGGUGAAGAAGAAGGAGACGACGAUGACGAGACAGAUAAAGAGGAAGAACAAAACAUGGUGGAGGUGAAAGCUCAGUCCAUCAUGAUGGAGGAGGAGGAGGAUGGAGAGAGUGUGAUGAGCAGCAUUGCUUCUUCUGCAGCGGCUGCAGUACUCCGUAGUGGACUGAUCCAGAAUGGGAUUCAGACCCAGCAAUCAGGUCAACAGGAGAUGGUCCUGCCAGGUCAGAUGGACAGGAAGGAUAAAGGUGAUGAUGAUGACGAUGGUUUGGACAGCAUGAUCCGCGAGUGGCAGCGCAGAAAUGAAAAGUACCAGAGUGAUGAGUGGUGGGAGGCCCAACUCAACAGUGAGGGGGAGGACAGGGCCUCUGUCAUUGCCAGUCAUUCGAAGAAAACAAAGCAGGAAGAUGACGAUGGAGAGAGCAUCUCUAGUGAGGACAUACAAGCUGUAAAAGAGAGGUUAAAGCACAGAAACAAGAGAGCAUCCUCAGACGCAAUGUCCACCUCCAGCUGCACAAGUUACUCUGAUCUUUGGAAGCAACGUCUAAAAGAGAUUGAAGAACAAGCCGCAGCUCGCUACCGCAAGAAAGAGGAUGACGAAGGUAGUGAGAGCACAGCCACAGAAGGAGGAAACAAGAACAUUGAUGAUGAAAUUGACAGCAUCCUCUCUGACACAAGUUCCAUGUACAACUUUUGCCAGAAGAAUAAGGAGAAAAUGACGCCUUUGGAGCGUUGGCGUGUCAAAAGGAUCCAGUUUGGCUGGAACAAGAAAGACCGUGAGGAUGGAGACAAAAGUUCAGUAGCUGAUGGUGAGGAGGAAUCUAAAACUCCAUCCUUCCAGGAUGUCAAUCUGACAGCAUACCAGGCAUGGAAGCUACGGCAGCAGAAACGCCUUGGUGAGGAAAACACACAGGAGAUUCUGGAGCUAAGCCGGGGUGAGAACUCUGCUACCAUCAAACGACGGCAAAGACGCGAGGAGAUUCUGGAGCGUUCGAAGAAAACUUUGGAGGAAAGUCAGUCCAUGUGCGGGUGGGAAACAGAAAGCUGUGUCAGUGGUGGUACAAUACCUCUGUCUGCUUUCUGGGCUGGAGCAGGGGUCACUGGACCACCGAGUGUCGCCAACGAUGACAAUAUGUCCAUGCUGAGUGGUAGAUCAUCUGUCAUAUCCUCGGUUUCACAGCCUCGAAGUAUAAGAUCCACUCAGUCCGCUGUUCAAGGAGUGCCGCCAAUCCUCCCUGUUCCAACGGUACAAGGGCCUGGCGGUGAACCAAUGGUCAAUCUGGCCAGCAUACAGAACUGGAUUGCCAAUGUUGUGACUGAAACAAUCAAGCAGAAGCAAAGUGAAAUGAGCCUGCCUCCUCCGUCACGUGCUGGAUCUGAGCUCAGCUUCAGUGGAGCACCGAGUAUGCUUGCAGGCCGUGGUAUGGAAGACGACAAAACGUCCUUGUUAAGUGGUCCUUCCUACUCUAGCACUCUUUCGAAGGAUCAUGGCAGAGCAACAUCUGUCCUCUCAGCUGACAGGUCGACCAACAUCUCCGGUCUGAGUGGGCGACACUUAACUCCGGGUUCGGAGUUAGGCUCCACUUUGGGCUCCAGGAAAAACAAGAUCACCACUACCAGCGUUCCUCUUUUCAGCCUCUUUCAAGACCAGGUCAACCUUGGAAAACUGAAUGCCAUAGAGAAGGAAAUUCAAUCUGAAAUGAGGGACAAAAUGGAAACCUAUGAAAAGAAAAAGAUCCUGGAAGACAACAAACGCAGCACUCUGUACAAGAAAAAAAAGCCAAAGGAGGAUGAAGACGAGGAGCAGGACAGAAAGAGAAAAGAGGAGGAGUUUCUUGAAGAAACAAAGAAAAAAGAGAAACCGAAAAGAAAUUAUGGCCUUUCCGGCUGCCUUAAUCUCAACCCAGCUUUAGAGAAAGACAGGACCACCAGCAUUGAUGACUGGCUAAAAAGUGUAAGACCUCCUCCAAAGAAAUUGUCUUCAGGUGCAGAAGCUGAUGCAUCUCAGGAUCCAUACGAUGAUCUUGAAGCAUCUGCUUCUGAAUUUGACUUCUCGAGUCACAGAGGCUCCUAUGCUGUUGAAGAAGACGAUGAGGAAACAUUCGGUGUAACAUCCAGAUAUCAGUCAAGGUUCCGGGAAGAUCCAUCAGCUGAAGAUGCAGACUACUACCACAAUGGGUUCACGCAAUCCCACAGCUUCAGUCGAGUAGGAAGAUCCUAUGGAGCUUUUGAGGAGAGCGACGAGGGAACAGAAAGAUUUUCAACCAAAAGGAGAUUCACUCAUAAUUCACAGUACGAAAGCAGCGAGACAGAAGAGAUCAGAGGGAGGAGAGAGCAGACUAACGAAGAUGACGAGGAUGACAUCGAGACAUUCAUUGCUCAAACCAGGCAGAGGAUCAGGGCUCGGGCUGCCGCAGAGGCCGAGGACGAUGAAGUCCUGGCAGCAUGGAGGGCACAGCAGGAAGCCAAGUCCCAGCUUAGAACCUUAGAACAUCAAGAAUGAGAGCUUUAAUUUGAUAACGCGGCCGCUAAACACAACUGUUUGGUGUUUCUCAUCCCAACCAAGGCCAAGUCUGGGAUAAUGCAAACUUUCUUCUGUCGUUUGGACUGCUUUUCUGCAUCUGGAUAGCGUUUCUUUUUAUUGGUGUUUAAAAUCUGUCACCAUGUGCCACACAUGGGUAUUACAUCACUUGUUUAAUGUUUUGCUUUCUUAUACGAGCAGUAAUUUUUCUUUUAAAAACAAAGAGAAAAUAUAACUUUGAGAAUGUCUGGAGCAACGCUGGUCUACAACAGGAAACAUUAUUCCAAAUCUAUUAUUCUUCCCUUCAUGCAUUUAGAUUUUAACUAGGAGAAAAUCUUUACAGACGUUAUCAAUACAAUAAUUAUUAAUUAUUAGUAUUUUAUUUCUUCAUUUGCACCAGUGUGAAAUGUAAAACUGUUAUCAAAAGUGCAUAUGUUCUUCUAAUAAGGUGAAACUACUGAUGAAAAGGAAAAUUUUCCUUGGUUUUUACUGCUAUAAUUUAAUAAUUUUAAUAAAUGUUCUUACAAACA
Molecule: messenger RNA, 4144 nt
Organism: Girardinichthys multiradiatus
Lineage: Eukaryota; Metazoa; Chordata; Actinopteri; Cyprinodontiformes; Goodeidae
Gene: styxl2
Product: dual specificity phosphatase 27
Exons: 6
Coding region: 147-3596 (1149 amino acids)
Biological process (GO): protein dephosphorylation; negative regulation of MAPK cascade
Cellular component (GO): cytoplasm
Molecular function (GO): MAP kinase phosphatase activity; protein tyrosine/serine/threonine phosphatase activity
Source: RefSeq, a predicted model, not a curated record